CACCCCCCCACCACCACCGCCCCUUCGCGUUUUGUCGGAGGUUGCCGGAGGCCGCCGCUUCUCCCGUCCUCCCCCCGGAUCGCCGGAUGUCCUCGUCCACGUGACCGUGGACGUCUGAUGGUCGGCGUGGGAGGGGGGGGAGGAGGAGGAGGUGGAGGAGGUGGAGGAGGCGGAGGAGGAGGAGGAGGUGGAGCAGGAGGAGAAUGGCGUCCAAGGUCCUGAAGGAGAUUGUGAGCAAGAAGAAGCGGCGAUUCCAGGAGGAUGGCUUCGACCUGGACCUCACCUACAUUUACCCAAACAUCAUCGCCAUGGGCUUCCCUGCCGAGCGUCUCGAGGGAGUCUACAGGAACAACAUCGACGACGUCUUCAAGUUCCUGGAGAAAAAACACAAAGAUCAUUACAAGAUCUAUAACCUGUGUGCAGAGAGACAUUACGAUGCCUCAAAGUUUAUGAAGAGAGUGGCCGAGUUCCCCUUUGACGACCACAACCCGCCCAAGCUGGAGCUGAUCCGGCCCUUCUGCGAAGACCUCGACUCGUGGCUCAGCGGCUCCGAGCACAACGUCGCCGCCAUCCACUGCAAGGCCGGCAAGGGGCGCACGGGUGUCAUGAUCUGCUCCUACCUCCUGCACCGGCACAAGUUCAGCAGCGCGCGCGAGGCGCUGGACUACUACGGCCAGGCGCGCACACGCGACAAGAAGGGCGUGACAAUCCCGUCCCAGAGGCGCUACGUGUACUACUACAGCUACCUGGUGACGCACGCUCUCGAGUACCGCUCCACGCCCGUGCUGCUGCACAAGAUCACGUUCGAGACCAUCCCCAUGUUCAGCGGAGGGACCUGCAACCCACACCUGGUGGUGUACAAGGAGAAGAUGAAGCUGCUUUCAUUGUCGUGCGUGCGGAGGGAGGACCGCUGUUUGGUCUUCACGCUGCCCCGGGCGUUGCUCCUCUGCGAGGACGUCAAGAUGGAGUUCUUCAACAAGCAGAACAUGAUGAUGAAAAAGAUGUUCCACUUCUGGAUCAACACGUUCUUCAUCCAGGAGGGUCUCCCAUCCAGCGGCGGUGGGGGCUACAUCGGCGCUCCCGCGGGCCUCAACGGCGCCCCCCCUGACGGAGGGGCCGGGGCCGGGGCCGGGGGGGCCGGGGCCGGGGGAGCCGGGGGAGCCGCGGGGGCCGCGGCCGGAGCCGCGGCCGGCGGGGGAGCCCCCGGGGCGGCGGCCGGCGGAGGAGCCCCCGGGGCGGGGGCGGCGCUCCCCGGGACGUCCGGCGGCGGCGGCGGCGGCGGCGGCGGCGGCGGCGGCGCCGGCGGCGCCCCGGCCUGUGUGCAGCUGGAGGCCGGGCCCGGAGGGUCGCCGCGCUUCCUGACGCUCACCCUCAACAAGGCGGAGCUGGACAGGGCGAACAAGGACAAAGCCAACAAGUGCUUCUCUCCCAACUUCAAGGUGAAGCUCUACUUCACCGCGGCCAGUGAGGAGCGAGUGGCCGACGCGGCCGCCGCCGACACCGCCGCAGCGGCGGCGGCGGCGGCGGCGGCGGCGGCGGCGGCCCAGUACUCGGCCUCCUCCUCCUCCUCCUCCUCCUGGUCCUCCACCUCCUCGCUCGUCCACAGCCCGGGCCCCGCGCAGCCUCCCCAGGGCGGCCUCGCCCCCUACUGCCUCGGCGAGCUCGGCGGCGGCGGAGGCGGCGGCGGCGGCGGCCGCGCCGCCGCCUCCGGGGCAAGGGCCCCCUGCGGACACUUCGACGGCGGCGGCGGCGAGCGGCCGUCCUCGGCGCUGGGGGGGUUCGCCCCCUGCGGACUCGUAGACGGCGGCGGCGGCGGCGGCGGCGCGGCGGGGACGACGGCGUGGAUGGUGGGCGGUGGCGGACACCACCACCACCACCACCACCAUCAGCAUCAUCAGCAUCAGCAGCAGCACCUCCACCUCCUACACCACCACCAGCAGCAGCAGCAGCAGCAUCACGGUGGCGGCUCCGCGGUUGGGCCGGGCGGCCGACCGCCGGCCCUGAUUCCCGGCGGCGACUGCUACGGCCUUGCCGUCGGCGGCGUCGGCGGCGUCGGCGGCGGCGGCAUCGGCGGCGUCGGCGCGGCGCUCUGUCCGGCGGAGCUGCCGGACGCGGACGCCGAGGACUUCCACUACUCGGACACGUCCGAGUCUGACCCGGAGAUGGACACCAUGGACCCGGAGCAGCAGCAGCAGCAGAUCACCAAGGUGUGACGGCGGAGAGAGACGGCACGCCUGGCAGGGGGGGUGGGUGGGUGGGA
Messenger RNA from Petromyzon marinus (sea lamprey), 2260 nucleotides. NCBI's taxonomy places the organism in Eukaryota, Metazoa, Chordata, Hyperoartia, Petromyzontiformes, Petromyzontidae. The record is from RefSeq and is a predicted model, not a curated record.